AUGUCCCAAGCAUUUAAUUUGGUCCUUUUUACAGAAAUCAAACAGGCUCAAAAUGUGAAAACAGGCAACGAUAAGGAACCCAAUUCCAAGUUAAGAGCAAUUGUCAGGAUAUCUGAACGGAGCAGCAAAAAAACUCCUAGGGCCACUCCCAGAGAUGACUUCGUUUAUACUUGGAACUCGACAAUAUCACUUAAACUCCGAUCACAACUGAAACUUCCUCUUAUACAGAUAUCUGUGUGGGAUAAGCAAGCUCAUAGAAGUGUUUAUGUUGGAGAAGUUCGUUUCUUUCUUAUUGGACUCCUCAAAUCGUUGGCUUACAAUGAGCAUACCAGCAGUUGGGAAAGUACCCCGCAAUGGUAUCAGUUGUAUUCAUCCGAAGAUAAGAAGUCAUUUUCAAGUGGUACCAUACUGGUUCAAUUUCGGGUUCAACAACAUUUAUCCAAGAAGAACCUUUUUUUCAAUGCUAAAUCUGAUGUUACACUCAGUGACCAAACUGGGUCAAGUGACCUAUUGAAUCAGUACAUUCAAGCCAUCGAAACAUCUACUCCUAGGUCACUUCAGAAGAAGGCAUUUGAUUUAUCUAAUCCAAACGAACAAAGAUUUUAUCCUGAUAUCGAGACUAAUGCCUUGGCCUCAUCUAUCCUUGACUGUGAAAUUGAUUCGAUGUUGGAAGAUUUCACAUACAGAAAACCAAAUAUCACCGAAUCUUCGCUGCACGAUGAUACUUUGACUGAUACUGAUUUUGAAUCUAUACACUCUGAUCCUACUAUUCCGAGCAGUGCUCUUGUUCCAAAGAGAAUAUUGUUUAUUGAAAUACUCUCUGUCACUGACUUGCCUCCAUAUAAGAGUUUUACUAGGGCGACAUUUGACAUGGAUCCGUUUGUUGUUAUCUCUUUUGGCAAGCGAACUUACCGAACAUCGUGGAGAAAACAUACACUUACACCUGUGUUUAAUGAAAGGUUAGCAUUCGAGGUUUGUGACUACGAGAAGAACUAUGACUUGCAGUUUUCUGUCCUUGAUAAAGACAAAUUUUCAUUUCAUGACCAAGUUGCAACCGGAUUUGUUUCUGUAUCAGAGUUAUUGGAAGAGAAAACGACAGAUAAACCCUGCACAGAUUUCAAACCAACAUCUUCCAACUUAAUCCUUCUAGAUAAGCCAAUGAACGCUAAUGAAAGUGCGGAUAAUCUUCUUGACACCAAGAAGAAGAAAUAUAAAAGGAACGUAAACACAGAUGCGACUUUACAAGGUGGGUUACUAAGAAAAUAUGAAUUAGUAAUGUCAUUGGAUGGAAAAAAAAAUUGGAGCCGAAAAACGAAAGAUGAGUAUAUACCUAUCCUAAAAUUCAACACGAGGUUCGAGCGAUAUGAAAUUCUGAGAAGGCAACUUUGGAUGCAUUUACUUCAAGGCAACGAUACGCAGAUGAAAGGAACACUAGAUUUGAUUGAACUUAAUUAUUUUGUGGACUGCCUUGGUUCCAAUUUGUCUGAUAAAACAUUAGCUUCUUUCUUUGAAUACUACGACAAGAACCCUUGGGUGGGAGAAACAUUGACAAUUGAACAAGUGAUUGACUCCCUUGAGAGACUCGUUUUCAAAAGGCAGUGUGCAAACACACAUGAAAACUAUAUUAUAAAUAUUGACACAUGUCCACUCUGUGGCCAAGGUAGGCUGUCACUAAGGCAAGACCUUGAUAUUUUGAAACAUUUGUCAAUCUGUGCUUCUCGUGAUUGGAGCACCGUCAACAAGGUUUUGAAGCCCUCUUUUGUAUCUUCGAAAGCAGCAACUAGGCGGUGGUACUCUAGGCUUCUGAUCAAGUUGACUUUUGGUCAGUAUACAUUGGGAGGCAAUAGUGCAAAUAUUCUUAUUCAAGAUCGUGACACUGGCUACAUUCUUGAAGAAAAGAUGAAUAUCCACGUCAGGCUGGGAAUCAAGCUUCUUUACAAAUCUUUUGAUAAAGCUAACAGCAGAAAAAUCAAGACGUUAUUACGGAAGUUAUCAAUUAGGCAAGGAAUCAAGUUCGACAGUCCGAGCUCCGUGUCUCAAAUACCUAGUUUCAUUAAAUUUCAUAAAUUGGAUGUCGAUGAUUGCUUGCUUCAACUGGAUGAGUAUAAAACUUUCAAUGAGUUUUUUUAUCGAAAGUUGAAACCAGGAUCUCGUCCUCAAGAAGAUGAGAAUAAUAGCAAUAUUGCUACCUCCCCUGCUGAUUGUCGAUGUACUGUCUUUGAAUCGAUUACUUUUGCCAAAACAUUUUGGAUAAAAGGAAGAAAUUUCACCACUAAAAAGUUAUUUGGAAGCUUCUACUCUAGGGAAAUGGCAGAUCUCUAUGAUGAAUGUAGUAUUGGAAUUUUUAGGCUUGCUCCCCAAGAUUAUCACAGAUUUCACUCUCCUGUAACAGGAACAGUUGGAAAAGUGCAAUCAAUCAGCGGUGAGUAUUUUACAGUGAAUCCUAUGGCGAUAAGAUCAGAUCUAGAUGUUUUCGGAGAGAAUGUCAGAUGCUUACUUCCCAUUCAAACUAAAGAAUUCGGCAGGGUUUUAGUUGUUCCAGUAGGUGCAAUGAUGGUCGGCUCUAUAAUACUAAGUGUUAAGGAGAAUCAGGAGGUGAAGAAAGGCGAUGAGUUGGGUUAUUUCAAGUUUGGCGGAUCCACACUUUUGGUUCUGUUUCCAAAUAAGAGAUUCAAGUUUGAUUCUGACCUCCUAGCAAACUCUAAUAAUAAAAUUGAAACCCUUAUUAAGGUCGGUAUGUCUAUUGGGCAUACUCCCGAAGAGCCACAAUUCGAAAGACACUAUCGAUCUUUUGAAGAAGAGCCUGUUGAUCAACAGUUGCGUAUCAUUAGAUGCAUUACGGGCGGGUCGACUUUUGAAGAAAGUAAACAGGCAACUCAAAGGAGAAAUGAGCUACUGGGUAAUGAAGGGUCACCACAGGAAAAAGAUCUGCAAGUAGAAAAUCUUAGUUGGGAAGCAAAAAACAUGAACCUGGAGGAGCUGGAAGAAAAUGAGUCACUUCUAUUAUAUGACCUUGUCAAUGAUGGCACAUAG
This is a messenger RNA of Komagataella phaffii GS115, 3033 nucleotides long. RefSeq lists its product as uncharacterized. Gene Ontology annotation, molecular function: phosphatidylserine decarboxylase activity. The transcript is spliced from 2 exons. Lineage: Eukaryota; Fungi; Ascomycota; Pichiomycetes; Pichiales; Pichiaceae. Gene Ontology annotation, biological process: phospholipid biosynthetic process. Bases 1 to 3033 code for a protein of 1010 amino acids. The record is from RefSeq and is a predicted model, not a curated record.